AUGGCAAAAGAUGCAAACACUUUGAGUAUUGAUAACCCUUUAAAUAGCAGAGGGUUUAGUGCCAGUGAAAGCGUGGGGAAGCACAUGCUCGAGGCGUGCAACAACAACCUGGAGAUGGCUGUCACCAUGUUCCUGGAUGGAGGGGGCAUAGCCGAGGAGCCCAGCACCAGCUCCGCAGCGGUGGCCGCUGUUCGGCCGCACACAGAGGAUGAAGUACGAGCUCCCAUUCCUCAAAAACAAGAAAUUUUAGUUGAGCCUGAGCCCUUGUUUGGAGCUCCCAAAAGGCGCAGACCUGCCCGUUCAAUAUUUGACGGUUUUCGGGAUUUUCAAACAGAAACCAUUCGACAGGAGCAGGAGCUACGGAAUGGAGGGGCAGUAGAUAAGAAGCUCACGACUCUGGCCGACCUCUUCAGGCCUCCCAUUGAUCUGAUGCACAAAGGCAGUUUUGAAACGGCCAAGGAGUGCGGUCAGAUGCAGAACAAAUGGCUCAUGAUAAACAUUCAGAACGUGCAAGAUUUUGCAUGUCAGUGUCUCAACCGCGAUGUGUGGAGCAAUGAGGCUGUGAAGAACAUAAUCCGGGAACACUUCAUUUUCUGGCAGGUAUACCAUGACAGUGAGGAAGGACAGAGGUACAUACAGUUUUAUAAAUUGGCAGACUUCCCUUAUGUCUCCAUCCUGGAUCCCAGAACAGGCCAGAAGCUAGUGGAGUGGCACCAGCUCGAUGUAACUUCGUUCUUGGACCAAGUGACUGGGUUCCUGAGUGAGCAUGGACAACUGGAUGGACAUUCGACUAACCCUCCCCAAAAAUGUUGUCGUUCUGAGAGCCUCAUCGACGCCAGUGAGGACAGCCAGCUGGAAGCUGCCAUCAGAGCCUCGUUACAGGAGACCCAUUUUGAUUCCUCACAGGCCAAGCAGGAAGCUCGGUCAGACGAGGAGUCUGAAUCAGAGCUUUUUUCCGGGAGUGAAGAGUUCAUUUCGGUGUGCGGAUCGGAGGAGGAGGAGGAAUUGGAGAAUCCUGCCAAGUUGAGGAAAUCUCCACACAAGGACUUGGGGUAUAAAAAAGAAGAGAGUCGGAGGCUGCAGCCUGAGCCCCCUGCAAGGACAGAGCCAGGUACAACGUCAAAUCAUCGAGUCCUGCCCUGCAUCGAUGCAGGGAUCCUGGAGGAGUCAACUGACAAGCCUGAAAGUACCUUGCAAGGCUUAGAUGUGAAUGGACCAAAGGCACAGCUGAUGCUACGGUAUCCAGAUGGAAAGAGGGAACAGAUUUCACUGCCUGAACAAGCUAAACUUCUGGCUCUUGUGAAGCACGUGCAGUCGAAAGGCUACCCCAACGAACGCUUCGAACUCCUCACCAACUUCCCUCGGAGGAAACUCUCCCACCUGGACUAUGAGAUCACGUUGCAGGAGGCAGGCCUGUGCCCUCAAGAGACUGUCUUUGUGCAAGAAAGGAAUUAGCACUGUGGCCUGAGCUCUCCCAGCCCUCCCUCCUCUCCGCCUGGGGCACUGACUCAUUCAAUACGCAGUUGAGGGUCACAGGAUCGCAGCGCUGAAAUCAGGCAGGCAGCUGGCUGGCCCUUCUCUCUCUCCUUUCCUUCUCCCUAAUCUAGUGACCAAAUGAGAACGUUUGGUUUGGUUUUUUCCCCAGCUUGGGCCCUGGGGAAGAGCAUUGGGAAGA
Tinamus guttatus (white-throated tinamou) is the source of this 1675-nucleotide messenger RNA. The record is from RefSeq and is a predicted model, not a curated record. NCBI's taxonomy places the organism in Eukaryota, Metazoa, Chordata, Aves, Tinamiformes, Tinamidae.